AUGCGGGUAGCCACGGUGCAGUACGCCCCGCAGUUUGCGGAGCCGAAUGCGAAUGCGGCGCAUGUGCGCGCGCAGCUCAAGGAGACCGCGCCCAAGUCGCUCGACAUGCUCGUCCUCCCCGAAAUGGCCCUGACGGGCUAUCUCUAUUCGUCGUACGAGGAGAUCGAGCCGCUGCUCGAGUCGCCGUACCGCGGCGAGGGUGCGACGUACGAGCUCGCGACGUCGCUCGCAAAGGAGCUGGAGUGCUAUGUCGUCGCGGGCUUCCCGGAGCGCGCCUCGGACGAGGCGCUCGCCGAGUUUCCCGGCGCGCACGACGCACGCACGCCACGCGCCGAGGCGGAGACAAUCGCGCCGUCGUACCUGCCGAGCAUGCGGGGCAAGGCGUUCAACUCGGCACUGCUCGUCGACCCGAGCGGAGCGCUGGUCCGCGUGUUCCGCAAGCACUUUUUGUACGAGGCCGACACGCCGUGGGCCGACGAGGGGCAGGGGUUUACCUACGUGGACCUGCCCAUCGGCCGCGUGUGCGUCGCGAUCUGCAUGGACUUGAACCCCUACCUGCUCUCGUCCGACUUUGAGCGCUACGAGCUGACGCAGUACUGCGACAAGAACCAAAUCGACCUGCUCGUCGUCCCGAUGAACUGGCUCCUUCCGGACGAGGAGAUCGACGCGUACAAGGCGGGCGACGCAAACGACCCUAGCAUUCCCACCAUCAACUACUGGGUCGCACGCUGCAUCCCGUUGUGGGUGCCGGGGAUGGAGCAGCCCGGCCACGAGGGGCACAAGACGCUCUUUGUCGCGUGCAACCGCACGGGCACCGAGAAGGAAACCACCUUUGCGGGCUCCUCGAGCGUCAUUGCGUUCACCGCAGGCGACCAGGCGACACUGCUCGGCGCCGCGGGCAACCGCAAGGACGCCGUGCUCACCGUCGAGCUCAGCAAGGAGUAG
This is a messenger RNA of Malassezia japonica, 945 nucleotides long. RefSeq lists its product as uncharacterized. Gene Ontology annotation, biological process: protein catabolic process; protein modification process. NCBI's taxonomy places the organism in Eukaryota, Fungi, Basidiomycota, Malasseziomycetes, Malasseziales, Malasseziaceae. Gene Ontology annotation, molecular function: protein-N-terminal asparagine amidohydrolase activity; protein-N-terminal glutamine amidohydrolase activity. The coding region runs from base 1 to 945 and encodes 314 amino acids. The transcript has 5 exons. The record is from RefSeq and is a predicted model, not a curated record.